ACAGAGCUCUGACCUCGUCCAUACUGAAUACCUUUGGUCUCAGAGGUUCAGAUUUCUGAGGACUAAUAAAGCAAUGAAACAGCAGCAGCAGAGUACGUGGCCUGAGGCUGAUCCUCCUUCCACAUCGUCCUCCUCUGUGUGCAGAUACAUUACACUGUACAGCAUCUUGGUGUUCCUCCUCAUCUGUGCUUUUGUGGGUGUCAUGAUAGUGUACGCGGUGCAGAAGGAGCAUUACUUCAUGGACACGGUGGAGUUAAAAGGCCUACAAUACAAAGCCGACCUCAAGGAUAAAAUGUCUGCAUUUUUUUUAAUCCUGACAGCCACUUUGGAAACAAAGAUGCACGAUAUUUUCAUGACCUCAUCAAUUGCAUCCCAUUUUGUUUCCUGCCAUAUCGUUGCAUACGGGAACAUCAGUGAUAACGUGAUGGUGACGCUUCGUUUGGUCUUCAGAGUGGCCGAAUUUCAAGUACAUUUUACAGACUACAGUGAGAAUUUCUUCCAGGAGCAGAUUCACUACAGCUUUCAGGCUUUGGUCACUCCAAACCCGCUGAUUGUUCCUGAGUUUGGAAAAAUUCAAAACAUCGUACCUCUGGGUUCUAGCGGAAAGUCAUACUAUGUAAUCGACCCUAACGAAAGUAGAUGUCCUGAUGACAUGUUCACCUGUGCCAGUGGAGAGUGUGUGACUAAACCAAAUCCUGAGUGCGACUCCGUGUUGGAUUGUGCUGAUGCGUCAGACGAGGCAUACUGCUCAUGUGGCAGGAAACUGGUGGUGGACAGUCGGGUUGUUGGGGGUGGAAAUGCCCGUCAUGGUGAUUUGCCCUGGCAGGUCAGUCUAAGACUUCGCGGCAGUCACACUUGUGGCGCUUCCAUCAUCAACCGCCAUUGGCUGGUCAGCGCUGCACACUGCUUUGAGAGCAGUAAAAACCCAAGGGACUGGACGGCGCUGGUUGGAGCCAGUUCAGUGAGUGGGAUGGAGAAAGGAGCCUUCACUGUAAACAUCAAAACGCUGAUCCUAUCUCCAGAUUAUAACCCCAUAAACUCAGACAGUGAUGUAAGCGUGCUGGAGCUGGAGAAGCCUCUGACUUUCACUCCUUACAUCCAGCCCAUCUGCAUCCCAUCCUCGUCUCACGUCUUCACUCCUGGACAAGACUGCAUCGUAUCUGGAUGGGGAGCCACCUCACAGGACAGCAAAACGUUGCCUUCCACACUUCAAAAGGCCUCAGUGAAGAUCAUUGAUUCCAACGUGUGCAACAAUUCCAAAGUAUACAGAGCCCUCACCAGUAACAUGAUGUGUGCCGGCUUCCUGCAGGGAAAAGUCGACUCCUGCCAGGGAGACUCAGGAGGUCCUCUGGUGUGUGAAGGCAGUCCUGACAGCUUCUUCCUGGCAGGUAUAGUGAGUUGGGGAGCAGGCUGCGCACAAACCAAUAAGCCUGGAGUGUAUUCCCGGGUCACCGCGCUCCGCAAAUGGAUCCUGAGCCAUGCUGAGCCCAUUAGCAUUCAGUACAGACCUACGGUUCGCAGCGCAACAAACACUGCAGUCCUUCGUGCUAAGUCCAUCACAUCAACUCCUUUGGUGUCAGAUAGGAAUACUACAACUGGAGCUGUAAACUGCAGUGGAAACUUUGACUGUGGUGCAGGAGUGUGUAUCAGCAAGAUAAAUCCUGAGUGUGACAGAGUGGCUGACUGCUCUAAUGAAGCCGAUGAAAAGGACUGCAACUGUGGCCAGAGACCUGAAUUUCCCCCCCAGAGAAUUGUGGGAGGUGUGAGUGCCUGUCGAGGGGAGUGGCCAUGGGUAGCAAGUCUGCAGUUUCAGCGUUUACAUCGCUGUGGAGCCACUCUGAUACACUGCAAAUGGCUCCUUACAGCUGCUCACUGCUUCAGCAAAAAGGAGUUAAACCCCACUGGCUGGACGGCAAGUUUAGGCUCGGUACUCCGGUCCGGAUUGGGAGCUUUGGUCAUCCCAGUGCAGAGGAUCAUCCUGCAUCCUGCCUUCAACAGCAGCAAUAUGGACUUCGAUGUGGCUCUGGUGCAGCUCUCGAUCCCAGCACCGAGCUCCUACACCAUCCAGACACUGUGUUUGCCCUCCCCAACACACAGCUUCUUCACAGGCACAGAGUGUUACAUCACGGGAUGGGGCUCAAUGAGGGAAGAUGGAAAGCUAACUAAUCAGUUACAGAAAGCUCAGGUUGGUAUAAUAGACCAAUCCGAGUGUCAGCAGUCUUACGGAAGAAAACUGACUCCCAACAUGAUGUGUGCUGGAUCUAUGGAAGGUGGCAUUGAUACGUGUCUGGGCGAUUCCGGAGGUCCGUUAGCAUGCCGUGAGCCGAGGGGCCGGUGGUUUAUAGCUGGCGUGACCAGUUGGGGUCGAGGUUGCGCUCGAAACAGAUUCCCCGGGGUGUACACGCGUGUCACCGCUGUCAGGGAAUGGAUCUCUACAUACCUCCCUUUUUAAAGAUGCUCACCUUCGUAUGGACUUUCACCAGUUACUUGUGCAUACUUACUUGAAAAGUUGCAUAUUUAUUUUGUAUAUUUAUUAUUGCUUAUGCCAAAAUGAAAACCUCGGACUCUAUUAGGCCUUGAAAAUGUUAAAAGUUAUAUUAUUUUAAUUAGUACAUUAGCCCAAAUCCCACUAGGAGUGAAUUGACUAGUAGAUUGGGCUGGCUUUACAGUGCACAAAUUUAAACAUAUGAGAAGGAACAAAUGCAAAAACACAUCUAGGUGCUUUAAAGACUCAUACAUUGAUUGGUAAUUACUGUAGCUGCUGAAUCACAGCUGCGACCUCACCAGCAAUCAGUGGAAUUACAACUGGAAGUGUGUUUAGCUACAUUUUUCUUUGUCCCUAAACGUUUCUACUUUCCAAAUAAUAAUCAGAAACAUAAGGACACGUAAUAAUGUUCAUAUUGAAAACCUGUGAUCUAAUAAUUGUGAAGUAAAAAUGACAAUAAAUGUAUGCAUCAACUACA
Messenger RNA from Silurus meridionalis, 2963 nucleotides. RefSeq names its product transmembrane serine protease 9 (gene tmprss9). Gene Ontology annotation, biological process: proteolysis. Gene Ontology annotation, molecular function: protein binding; serine-type endopeptidase activity. NCBI's taxonomy places the organism in Eukaryota, Metazoa, Chordata, Actinopteri, Siluriformes, Siluridae. The record is from RefSeq and is a predicted model, not a curated record.